GAUGUGGGCCGUGAUGAGACGGAACUGACAGGAGUUCAAUGUUUAUUUACGUUCGGUGAACGAAUCGCGAAGUUUUUAUGUAUCUUCGUUUAUAAAGUGUGUUAUAAUGUGUCUGUGACAGUGACUGUAUUGCGCUAAGAUGUCAAUGCCCAAGAUUAAAACGGAACCUGAUUUGGAUAACCAAAAUUUCCGGUCCUCCACAUCUCCCCAAAUAGUCAAAACAUCAUCGCCUCAACAAGUGCGGCCCAUCGUCAGUGCUACGGUGCUAUCAAAUGCUGUCUUUCAGCAGUUACAGCAGCAGCAGCAACAACAACAGCAGCAGCAACAACAGCAACAGCAACAACAGCAGCAGCAGCAACAGCAGCAGCAGCAACAACAGCAACAGCAGCAGGACAGCAGUCAAGAUGAGGAAGAAAACUCGGCCGAUAGUAACCCCAUGUCUCCAAUGGAAGACCGAGACCCUUUAUCAAGCAAUAGCCCUCAGCAACAGAUAAUAUCCCUCGGAGGAUUAACUAAUGUUAUACCGAUUCAACAAGUUGGUAGUAAAGAUAAUAGUAACCAGGUAGCGAAUUCUAGUCCACAUCAAAUUAUAUCGUUAAGUAACCUGCAAAAUUUAAUACCAAUCCAACAAAUAGCGGGGAAAGACGGAAAAACAUUUGUGUCAACAGCAGGGCAAAAUGUUUCACCAGGGGUUGUGUCAAUUCAAGGAGUUCCUACUCAGCUUCUCCAGCAAAAUGGCGGCGCACAAAUUUUAUCAGCUGCUGCGGGCAAUGGACUAACUUACGUCCAGCCAACGCAAACAGUUACUGUCGAUGGCACAGAAACGUUUUUCAUUCCUGGUGCUCAACAACUUAUCAAUCCUUCUGCUGCCCAAAUGCUGCGGUCGGCCAAUCUACUUCAUAGUUUAGGUGGUCAAACAAUUCAAUUACAAACUGGGCAAAAUAUGUGUGUUCAACCUCAAGUAAUGCAGUUACAACAAACAGUGCCCGUUCAAGUACCUGUCUCUGCGAAUGGGCAAACCAUCUACCAAACUGUUUACUUCCCCCUCCAAGCUUUGGCCAGCAAUUUUAAUAGCCCAAGUCAAGUACAGAUGAUUCCACAGGUGUCACAGAUUCAGUCACCACAGGUUGCUCAGAUUCUCACCCCUUCUGGCCAGAUUCAAACUGUACAACUAGCCCAGUUGCCGAGCCAACAAAAUCAGCUCAUAGUCCAAGCUAGCCCCACGAAUCAAACUAGUACUAAUAAUGCGAAUGUUGCCACAAGUAGUGCCACAACAAGUAUGGGAGCCACAUCAACAGGCUCACCUUCAGUUACGGUGCAGCUAUCAAAUAUAUCACAGCUAUCUAAUCUCUCAAAUCUCUCCAACCUUUCUAAUCUGAAUAUUCAAACAGUGAAUAUUCCUGGGUUGGGUAAUGUGCAGCUUUUACCAUCUACGGAUCUACCAGUGGGAGCGCAACAACAAUUGGGCAUUUCUCAAUCCCCCACGGGACCUGUUGUUGUCACACCCAGGCCUCAAAAUAUUCACUUUCUGUCACCAGGUCAACAAAUUCAGCAAGAUCCCAACGAUCCAAAUCGGUGGCAGAUCAUAGGCUUUAAUACCCAAAAUGCAAAUACAGUUCAAGUUCAACCUGAGGUCUUGUCAGCUGCCUCGACACCAGUUCCUGAAGAAGAUUCUGUGGAUGAAAAACCCAGAACCAGAAGAGUUGCUUGCACCUGUCCCAAUUGUUGUGAAGGUGGAGGAAGAUCAUCAGAUAAGAAAAAAGUUCACAUAUGCCACAUGAUUGGAUGUAAUAAAGUAUAUGGAAAAACAUCUCACUUAAGAGCACAUUUAAGGUGGCACACUGGAGAAAGACCUUUUGUUUGCAAUUGGCAGUAUUGUGGGAAACGUUUUACGCGAUCCGACGAGCUACAGAGGCACAACCGAACGCACACCGGAGAGAAACGAUUCCAAUGUCCAGAGUGUAAUAAGAAAUUCAUGCGCAGUGAUCAUUUACAAAAGCAUGUUCGAACGCAUCAAAAACAAAGAGUCAUUGAAGCGGCAACUUCAACACAGCCAGCAUCGCAAGACGAAAGCUCUUCAAAUGAGGAAAAGAUGAUGAUCAUCCAGACUGAUUCUAAUGAUAAAAUUCUAAUGAUUCAGACGGACCCUGAUCAAAAUCAGGAAUUGACCAUAGUCGGUAUUUAACUACCUCAAUAGUUUCAUGACAAAAAUACCAAGGUUAACUCUUGUGCCAAUGGAUGAUCACCCUUCACGAUCCUCUUUCGGUCGAUGCCAUAUUUUUUUUGUCUGUCAGAAAUAAGUUGUUCCUAUGGAAUAUAGGGCAUUUUUUAAUCAAAAUAUAAAAUUUAAAAGGAAUGAUCAAUUUUAUACAGUAAAAUUUUGUCUUGACUAAUCUCUGGGGAGUGGUAAACAAAAUGUUUUCGACAGAAGCUUGCAGAAACUCAGCAUGUAAACUGCAAGAAUUACAGUAGGUGAAGGUGGGUUAUGGUAGUUACGAGCUUGUAGCUAGAAUUAAAAAGAUUGCACACUCAGUGAAUAUUCCCAUUGCCGGAAUAUUUCUUGGAUUGAAAUUCGUUACAAUCUCACAGGUUAAAUUUUAUCAGACUUUUUACUCUAAAAAGUAAGGGCUUCUAAGAUUGGCGUAAAAUUUGCUUUAAAAGGAAUUCCUUAUUUCAAUGUUAGCUGAAACAAAAUUUUACUGUGUUCAUCGAUUUCUGUAUAAGCAAAUUAUUUUCUCAGUACUUAUAAGCGUAGAAACCUAUUGUCAAAUCAAAAUUUUGUAUGUAUCUAGGUACAUAGACCAGUUAUGUAAUACUUUAAGUUGAUAUGUUUUUAUACUUUGUUCUACCUUGUACAGUUUUGUACAUAGCUUUAAACUUUAGUUAUGUUUCAUUGUAUAUUGUGUUUAUAAUGUUAGUUUACCUGCAUUUGCUUAUGUUUUAUACGUUUAGUAGUUAUUGAUUUUUACCAUUUUUUACGGUAUUAGCCAAAAAUUUUAAGUCUAUUUCAGAGAAACAAACUUAGAUCAUACCUUUUAUUUAACAGUAGCCCACAACAAAUUGCAAAUUGCUCUGUUUUUGUGGAUACCUUUUAAGAACCCCCUCUUUAGGUGGAGGUAGUUCUUAGGUUUGACUCUUAAGUAUUUUUUAAUCUGCUGAUUAUCAACAUUUUUUUUUAGAAAGUUCCUGCACUUUUAAUUCAAAACAAACAGCAUGAUUUACGUUACUAUAAAAUUUUUGUUCAGCGCUAUCGGGCCCCAUACUGUCGUCUCCUGCAAGAGGGAACAUAGCUCGUCUUUACUAUUUCAGUAUUUCUACGCUUAUUUUAGUUGUUUAUGAGAGAACCAUCGCACAAAGUCUGAAAAUUUCAGGCAAAUUCAAGUGAUAGUUCUCCCAUGAAAAGUAAAAUGUAAGAAUGAAAUAUGAUAAAGCGCAAUCGAGAUAAAUUCCCUCUUGUGGGAAACAACGAUACAAGCGUCCAUGGAUUUUAUAUGGGGUGUAAUGCAUCACUCUGCAAGGUAUAAGUUAAUUUCUAUUUCUUUUUUUUCUUUUCUAAUUUUUAAUGAAUUGAAUGUGACAAUGGCACUAGGAAGAAUAUUUCAGAGUUGCCAUCAUCUGCUUAAUUUUUAGGCCAUCGAGUUUAAAUUUUAAUGGAAAAGCUUGACUGAAAAGAAGAAAAAGUCAAGAAUUAUGUUCACAAAUUGUCAUCCUUGGGAUGAAUCUUUUGCUUCUGAUAUAUUCUUCUGUGGGCAAAUUUUUUUUUAAAACUCCAAUUGGGUCCUAUAGAUAAGUACCAAUUGAAACUUUCCAAUAUCUACAAUUUAGAACACUUCAUAUCUGAGAUGAGCUCCUUGUAUGUCAUUCUUAACGGACAUUUUAUUUCCUAUUUGCAGAAUAUCAGCUUUUUUCGUCCUUUACAUUUAAUUUCUCUAGCUGCAUUUUGAAAAAAAAAAAAAAGGAUUCUCCUGCUCAUGGCUUUAACAUCUAAAAGUUAGUUAAAAUUUGAAGACUGUAGAAUUACGUCCUGUUUUGUUGCGGAUAUUAACAGUCAAAGGAGUUGCAGUUCAGUUUUAAAAAACAGCCACAACCGAUUUUUUAGAACUCAUCAAUCCAUGUUUUAAUGUAGCAAAUUUUUGUUUUUGAGGUUUAGCUUUCUUUUUAGCAUUUUAUGGAAAUACUAAUUGAGUAAUUUUUUUAUUUAUUUAUUGUGAAAAAAGACUGAAACGCAGCAGCAAAACAGAAAAUUCUCCAAAAAAAUAUUUGUAAAGUUAAAAAAAAGUCAAUGUCAAAUUGAAUACCUACCUAUUCAGACUCAUGAAAAAAAAAAUUUCCUUCACAUUUUAUUUGAUACAUAGACGUUUAAAGUAAUACAACUAAAAUUGUUAUUGACCAAGUCGUGUAAUCUGGUUUUUUGAUAAAUAAAAAUAAAUUUCCUAAGAACUCUAUAUUUGAGUUCAAAAUUAAAACUCACUCGAAUAUCUCUUGGAUCAAUAAAGUCAAAUUUUUUUUUUAAGUCAAUUUCACACUUGUUAGGUAUUUUAGCAUCCUUAGCUGUUUAAUGGAAGUGGACCUUAAAGAAUUUUUAACGCACUAAUUGAGUUAAGAUUGAUCUUGAAGAAAAGAAUUCCGAUUAAUUUUUUAUUGUUGCAUGGAAUUACUUAUAUUCUUUGAGUCACAAAUAGUACCUGUCCUUCUGUUCAUUUUGAAAAAUAUCGCUUGUUCUUUUUAUUUGGCUGAAAUGUUUUUGUUUUCAUUUUUCAAUUAUUGACUCUUUAAUGAGCUUUAAUCUGCAUGAUUUGCAGCAGGCUUUUAAGUUUAGCAUGCUUUCUUGCCAUAUCAACUGGUUUUUCAUGUUCAAUCGAAUCUAACAUUUUCAAUCAAUCCAUGAAUUCAAUCAAUUUAUCGAUUUAAUCAAUUAAUCAAAUGCAUUUUUACCUUGUUUCUGUCAUUCGCAGUGCCACUAUUUCAAAAGAUGUUUCACCUUCAAUUUUAUGCAUACAAAUUGUUAAUGUGAAAAGUCGGGUAGUUCUGAUUAAUUUGUUUAGGAGAACGUUGAAGAGUCAAUGAAUUUUUUAUUGCUAAAUUUGUGGACACAUUGUCAAUUUAUACACUAAAACCAUUUCUUUGAAACUUUAGUCAAACUUAGAGGUAUCUCAUGGCUUUUUCAGACAAUUUAUCAUUGUUAGUUUGCGUAAGUGCAAAUUUUACUCACUGUGAAUGUGUUCUCUGUUAUCUUCAAGGUUAACACUUACAGAAAAUGAAAAUUGUUUGUCAUACUGAAAAUUAAGAGCGUUAACAUCUUUUGUGUUAAUCUACAUGGAAGACUUGUCCCAACGAUGAGCAAGCUUUACUUUUCAUGUAUCAUUCAAGGUUUAGAUUCAUUAGUCCUCUCCUAGAACAUCUCAAAAAUUAUUUUGCACAACGCAAACAAUGUUUUUUCUCACCGAUUUUAUUUGUUUGAUGACUGAAUAUGAGUCUUAAGAAUUAGAUUGAUUCAUUCCGAGAAAACGAAUCACAAGUUAGUCAUGGUGCUAUUAUUGAACGAAUGUAUUCAGUGGCGUAGCAUGGUCUGCGUAGCAUGGUCUAGGUAUUUUAUUUCAUACUGCGGGGAUUUUUUUUUUCCAUGCUAUUUAUUUUGUUCCAUCCAGGAAUAAUUCAUUGAUCGUCAUGCAUUAUUAGAGUUGGUAAGGAGGAAUGAUGAUCGCAAAUAUACGCUGAAGCAUCUGAAAAUUAUCGAUAGUUUCCUUGUAUUAUUCCAAAUCAGAAACAGUACGGAGAAAAGUAAAUGAAUACUUUUUUAGACAGCCAGUAUAAAUGUGUUUCAUUUGAGCAGGAAAAUAUUUAUGUAAAUUAUUAGAUUAAGAUCAAUGAUUAAAAUUUUACCACCGUGGUCGAUUUUCAUGAGGUUUAAAAAGGGGUGUGUAGAAAAUAGGAAGGGGCGUGGGGUGCUGGAAUAGAAUGAGGGAUAUUAACAACCAGCCUUGUUAUGCCACUGAAUGCAUCAGACUCCUAAGAACAUGUUAAAUUUGUCGCUUGCUAAAUCUAACUGAACAAGGGUAUCACUAACAUCUGAAGUAUUACUUAAUUUCUUGUUUAUCACUGUAAAUUGUCAAUAAAUGCACGGUUUCUUUUUUA
Bemisia tabaci is the source of this 6135-nucleotide messenger RNA. RefSeq lists its product as uncharacterized. Gene Ontology annotation, biological process: regulation of transcription by RNA polymerase II. The record is from RefSeq and is a predicted model, not a curated record. Gene Ontology annotation, molecular function: DNA-binding transcription factor activity, RNA polymerase II-specific; RNA polymerase II cis-regulatory region sequence-specific DNA binding. NCBI's taxonomy places the organism in Eukaryota, Metazoa, Arthropoda, Insecta, Hemiptera, Aleyrodidae.